GGCGGGGCUUGGCUCCCAGCCAAUCGGCGGAGAAGACCGAGUCGCCGAAGGCCAGUUGCGCGCGGGCGAGGAGGCGGCUUCUUCCGGCCGAGCUGUGGCGGCGGAGGUGCGGGUUGAAGGACGUUAGCUGCGGUGUUUCUGGCGAGAUUGAAAUCAUGGCAGGUCCAGAACAUGAUGCCCAGUUCCAGUUCACUGGUAUCAAAAAGUAUUUCAACUCUUACACUCUCACAGGUAGAAUGAAUUGUGUACUGGCUACAUAUGGAGGCAUUGCUAUGCUUAUCUUGUACUUCAAGUUAAGGUCUAAAAAAACGCCAGCUGUGAAAGCAGCAUAAUUGUUUUGGGGAUCAGACCCAGGGCAUUGUGCAUACUAGGAUUUUACAGUGUCUGACCUCAUCUGUUAAGUCCCAUGCCUGGAGGAGCUAAUAUCAACUCAUCAUGUAAUACUCAAUUUGUACAAUAAAUUAUGAACCUGGAAAA
Molecule: messenger RNA, 477 nt
Organism: Octodon degus (degu)
Lineage: Eukaryota; Metazoa; Chordata; Mammalia; Rodentia; Octodontidae
Gene: Atp5mk
Product: ATP synthase membrane subunit DAPIT
Exons: 4
Coding region: 156-332 (58 amino acids)
Source: RefSeq, a predicted model, not a curated record